AUGGAUAUUGGGGAUAAUGGUGGGGGCUUCGGCGAGGACGACAUUGGUACCCAGCACGAAGUAAAGCCCAUGCCACGAGCCCUCCCGGACGAUUUACCCAAGUCUCUAGACGACCGCAAAAAUGUACCUGCGCAUUUACCCCAGGAGACGGAGAUGUACGAUGCGUGGCAAGGCGGAAUGAAGCUGAUGGGAUGGAAAGGACAAUCGCAAUUCCUCACCACGCCUGUAUUAGCCAAGCCGCUGCAGUUCAGCAACCUGUCCCUCGACGACGGAAACGAUGAUGUGAUGAAAGGGGAUAGCGACGCGCGGUUGAUGGAGAUGCUAGCUGCGCAGGCCGCGCAUAGGGAUGGCUCUGCGAGUGAAGACGAGGAUGCUGUUGCGGGCGACGAUAAGCUUUCUGAGAGCGAAAAGAGGGAUGCCUUGCAGAAGGCGCUGAAUAUGGCGGCUAGCAAUGGGGAUGUGGAGCGAAUUCGGAGGAUACUUGGGGGAAAGGCAAAGGACUUUGUGGAUGUCAAUGCGCCGGACGAGGAGGGGACUAGCCCGUUGAUUUAUGCGAGUUGUUUUGGUCAUGAAGCUGUCGUUAUGGCUCUGCUUGAUGCGGGGGCAAGUGUUGACAAUCAAGAUCGAAAUCAGUGGAGUGCCCUGAUGUGGGCUAUGACAAACAGACAUAAGGGGAUUGCGAAAUCACUCUUGGACCAUGGUGCUUCUCCGGAAGUCAAAUCAUCUUCUGGAAGGACGGCAUUCGAUUUCGUGGCCCCCGAUAGCGAGAUUUCGGGGUACCUGCAUGACAGCGGGUAUCAUAUUGGAAGUGCUGGGGUUACAGACGACUUUUACAAUCCGGGAUUCUCACAGGACCGGUUCGAGGAAGAAAUGGCAGAAAACGAGAUGAGGAGGCGGAUGAUGAUGGAGAGUGCUCGAGAUUUGGAGGUUGACUUGGGGAACGUUGGGCUGGACGACCAACCAGAGACCCCCGAAGAGCUUGAAGAAGAAGCUCAAGAGUUUGACUGGGCUCGAUGCUUACACGAUCAAAUGUUUGUGUUUCAGGAGAAUGAACUGGGCAGAAUACUCGAUAUCAUUAUUACCAACAUGACACCACAGCGAUCUCCAUCCCAAAAACCUGUUCCUGCUAACAUGAUAUUCCUGAGUGCUCGAUACGCUCACUACCAUGCGGACCAGAACCUACUUGCAACCCUUCUUGUCACUGCUAUGGACAAGAUCAAUGAUGUAGUGGAGAAGAAUCAAUGGGAUAUGACUAUCCUGGCCUUCUGGAUCUCCAACGCAACAUUGUUACUGCAUUACUUGAAGAAAGACGGCGGACUAUCGGAGUCCACGUCGGAAUUCCAGCUCCAGCUCGCCGAACUGAUCAACGAAAUUUUCAUAUUGAUCAUUAGAGACGCAGAAAGGCGCAUGGACAAGGUCCUAGAUUCGGCCAUGCUGGAUCAUGAAACUAUUCCCGGCUUCGAAGAUAUCGCUUUCCAACACGAGUGGAAGAUAUUCAAAAGAAAAAACCAAGUUAAAGAGGAACCAGCAGAAAAGCGGUUUCGACCUCCUUCGCCAAAACAAAGAGCCAAGCCCUCUCCUCGAAACAUCACAUCUCUCCUCUCAUCAACGCUAUUUGUACUAGAUUUGUACGACAUUCACUCUGUCAUCAUCGCUCAAAUCCUUGCACAGUUGUUAUACUGGCUUGGCGCAGAACUUUUCAACCGCAUCAUGUCAAAUCGAAAGUAUCUCGCAAGGACGAAAGCAAUGCAGAUUCGGAUGAACAUUUCUAGUCUUGAAGAAUGGGCUCGCUCGAACAACCGCCAACCAGAGCAUUACGAGCAUGGCUCGAUGACUUCGAGUGGUGAGCCAACUGUGGAGGCGGCGCGAAGGCAUCUUGCGCCCGUCAUUCAGUUACUCCAAUGGUUACAGUGCUUUUCAUCCUUAGGAAUGGAUGAUUUGGAAGCUCUGGUUGGCACUCUACAGCAACUGACCAGACUAACAUACCAACAACUGAUCCAUGCCGUGAAGCACUAUCGACCUGAGGUCGGAGAGAAAGGUCUACCGAAAAGCGCAAUGAGGUAUUUGGUCAACCUGCAGCGAGAGGCACAAUUACGGAAAGAGCGACAACGAAAUGCUGCGGCCUCCCCAACCACAACGCCCAAGAAGAAUGGCAAUGGACAGACGCCUGCGACACCCGAUACAAACGGGAAACCGAUCAUUCCAAAUGCCUUGAAGCCGUUACCUGCUGAUGAGCUACCCAUCGAAGACGAAGACGAUGCGCCCGAGCACCUCCUUCUGGAUCCAGCAAUGAUGUUACCCUUCUCCUUACCCUCAAGCACCGACAUGCUCAUCAGCUACGGUGCCGGUUUCGGAGGCUUGAACCGCGAGCGAGAGCGCAAAUACAUACCUACCGUCCCACCCGAGUUUCUCGCCAAGUUGGAUUUAAGUGGAGGGCGAGCGCAGAGUACGUAUGAGGAGAAGGACUGGGAGAAUGAAGAUGUGUGA
Lachnellula hyalina is the source of this 2487-nucleotide messenger RNA. Its product is annotated as Dilute domain-containing protein. Bases 1 to 2487 code for a protein of 828 amino acids. The record is from RefSeq and is a predicted model, not a curated record. NCBI's taxonomy places the organism in Eukaryota, Fungi, Ascomycota, Leotiomycetes, Helotiales, Lachnaceae. Gene Ontology annotation, molecular function: GTPase binding. The transcript is spliced from 4 exons.